GAAAUGAUGGCGGCGCUGAACCGGCCGCAGGUGCCCACGAGCGUGGUCACGCUAGACCCGGUGCAGCCGGCCGACUUCGCGGACUGCAUCAACAGCCAGCACUCGGCGCAGCGCCGGCGGCACCACCACUCGCAGCACUCGCUCUCGAAACCAACAGAGAACGGCGAGGGCGACCGCCGCGACAGCCACCAGCGUUCGCUGGAAGCGCGGCAGUCGCAGUGGAAGCGCAUCAUGUUGCUGGUGGUGGCCAUCACCGUGCACAACAUUCCCGAGGGGCUCGCCGUCGGCGUGUCGUUCGGCGCGGCGGCGGCCAGCGAUGACGUCGCCAACUCCUUCCAUGUCGCCAGGUUUGUUGGAUUUUGAGCUCUUUUUAAAAGCGCGCAAGGUCAUUUUUAGG
Cydia amplana is the source of this 397-nucleotide messenger RNA. RefSeq lists its product as uncharacterized. Lineage: Eukaryota; Metazoa; Arthropoda; Insecta; Lepidoptera; Tortricidae. The record is from RefSeq and is a predicted model, not a curated record. The transcript has 2 exons. Bases 4 to 363 code for a protein of 119 amino acids.